AUUAGCCCAUCCAAUUAAGAGUAGAGGAAGAAAUUGAAGAGAUCACCAAGUAAAAUUUAAUGUCUUACCUAUGGUUUCCCUCACUAGGAUCAAAGCCCCUGUUUCCGUGAUUUCCUAUUAUCAACCUACAUUUCUGUUCUACUCAUCAACCAGCAAAGGUUGCUGGGAUCCAACAGUUUCAUUAACUCUCAAACAUCCGACGCUCUCGCGUCUUGAAAAUUGCAAAACUUCUGAUCACUUCAAGCAGAUUUUGUGCCAAAUGAUGCGCUUUCAUCUCACCACCCGAACAUUUCCCAUGAGCAGGCUUCUCUACUUCUCUGCGGUUUCUCACCCGGAGAAUCUCAAAGAUGCCAUUCUCCUCUUUAAGCACUUUACCCCCUUCCCCAAUCUCUAUAUUUGCAAUAUUAUGAUCUCAGCUCUGUCAUUGCCACUCUACAAGUUUAUGCUUUCAUCUUGCAUAUACCCUGAUGAACAGACCCUGCUUGCUCUUCUUAAAACUUGCGAGGAUUUGUCAGUGGGUAAAAAUAUCCAUGCCCACGCUGUCAUUUUUGGAUUCAGUUCUUAUACGUAUCUGCAAAAUUCUCUGAAAAAAAUGUAUAUGGGUUUUGGGAAGAUGGGUCUUGCUCAAAAGGUGUUUGAACGAUUGCCCGUGAAAGAUACAGUAUCGUAUAACAUCAUGAUAUCGGGUUAUGCCAAAAUGGGUUGCAUCUCUAGAGCGUUUCAUGUGCUUGAUGAUAUGCAGCAAUCUGGUAUUGAGCUGGAUCAUUACACGAUGGUAGGUCUUUUAAUGUGUUGUGGGCAUUUGAAAGAUGUACGUAUAGGAAAAUGCGUUCAUGGAUGGAUGAUAAGGAAAACUUAUUUGUGUAAUUGGGGCUUGGUGUUGAGUAAUGCCCUUUUGGAUAUGUAUGUCAAAUGCGAGGAUAUGAAGUGUGCUUCGACUGUUUUUUAUAGACUCUCUGAAAAGGAUUGCAUCUCAUGGAACAUAAUUAUGUCAGGAUUUGCUAGCAUUGGGGAAUUGGAUGCGGCGUUCGAAAUAUUCACUGAAGCGCCUGUGAGAGAUUUGGUCUCAUGGAACUCUCUGCUUGCUGGUUGUGCUCAAAAGGGUGAUAUUAUAAGAGUAGAGAAGCUUUUCAAGGCCAUGAUUGCUCAGAAUAUCAGACCUGAUAAGGUGACAGCUAUUAAUCUGGUUUGUGCCGCUGCAGAAAUGGGAGUUUUGAAUCAAGGGAGAUCUGUUCAUGGUUGGAUCUUAAAAGAGCACGGAAAUCUCGAUGCUUUCCUGGGAUCAGCGCUGAUAGAUAUGUAUAGCAAGUGUGGGAGCAUUGAAAGGUCUCUUUCUGUUCUCAAGGCUCUCUCUGAUAAAGAUAUUGCGGUUUGGACAGCGAUGAUAACGGGUCUUGCAUUCCAUGGUCGUGGAUCUAAAGCAUUAGAACUUUUCAAGAAAAUGGUAGAAGAAGAAGACCUACUUCCAAAUUCAGUGACGUUGCUUGCAGUUCUUACUGCUUGUAGUCAUGCUGGCUUUGUUGAGCAAGGCUAUAAAUUUUUCAAGGAUAUGAAGCAAAACUAUAGUAUUUAUCCGGGGGUGGAACAUUACGGGUGUAUGGUUGAUCUUUUUGCUCGAUCAGGAAGGCUAACGGAUGCCAUCGACUUGAUCAGAAGGAUGCCAAUGAAGCCGACUCCAUCAAUGUGGGGUGCUGUAUUAAGUGCAAGUAAAGCUUAUGGAGAUUUAAAACUCGCAGAAGCUGCUUUAAGGGAGCUCCAGAUGCUUGAACCGGAUAAAGAAGGUGGGUAUAUUUUGUUGUCUAAUGUGUAUGCGUCUUAUGGACAGUGGAGCUAUUCUAAUGAGGUUAGAGUGGCUAUGGAAAGUAGGGGGAUAAAGAAAAUGGCUGGUUGUAGUAGUUUGGUGGUAAAUGGGGUUGUUCAUGAGUUUGUUUCUUCUGAUAAGAGGCACCCAAGAGAAGAGGAUAUUAAUUUUGUAAUGCAUAACUUGCAUGGAGAGAUGAGGUUUCUUGCUGAAGUGAGAUGAUAGUUCUCAUGAUAUGAAGGCUUUUUGAUAUGAGAUGGUCUGUGCCCUAAGAUUGCCCUUGGCUAGUUUCAGGUGGAUAUUCAAUGAGUAAUACAACAAUCUACAAGCAAAUAACCUUAGUUUUCUUAUCAAUUUUCUCAGUUGAGGAUAAUAUAUCUUCACAUUGCAUAUAUUAUCAACAAUAUACUAUAUUACAACAACGGAAGCAACAAAAAAGCUGUUGUUCCAAAAUUUAAAUCUCUUCAUUCAUCUCUGUCAUGGAUCACCGCUACUUCAUCAACAACUGGAAAUGCCUUUUAUUACUUCCUUGGUCGAUGUUUAAUAGGGAACAAAAUCUAUGCACAUUAACUGAAUCGGAUGAACUUUCAUUAUCCUGGUUAAUGUUCUUUUAUGUCAUGCAACCUUGUGAUUUUCGGAGAUGGGCCAAAUCAGUAUAUAAUGGACGCAUAUGGAAACUUUUAUAUUACCAGAGACCAAAUACUGCUCAUAGAACACAGGGGGAGGAGCAGUUUGUUUUCCUAUAUCGUGCAAAGUUCACCUUCUUGAUCUCUCGAGAACGUGGCACUCUGUUUAGCGGAGAAACUGAUCUGAAGAGCAACUUGGAAUCUUUACGUAAAGCUGACAUUAAGCACCAAUUUGAAGGCCGAAAACAUGUAUCAAAAACCUUUUUGUAUUAUUGAUAAGAGGUUACAGUUCAGAGGUUUGUGCUAUAUAAACAGAAGACAGUCAUCACAUGAAAAUAUUAUACAUUCAUGAAGUCCCCUCGAGCCACUACCUAUCAUUGUCCUUUUUUGCUCUCCAUGUACCUAUGACAUGUGUAACUAUAUGUUGAAUUUUUCUGGUUAUAGUAGUAGAUGUUACACAUAUUGUUCGUAUUGACAUGCAAGAAAUCAUACAUCGGAGCACAACUGUAUAGACUCGAUGAAUUGGUGAGAAACUAUCAGGUGGGUACUGAGCUAGAUAUGUGGGUAUAUAAAAGGAGAGUUCUUUUGGAUGAAUGUAUUGUUAUGCCUCCAAAAUGCGGAG
Asparagus officinalis (garden asparagus) is the source of this 3049-nucleotide messenger RNA. Its product is annotated as pentatricopeptide repeat-containing protein At3g04750, mitochondrial. The coding region runs from base 71 to 2023 and encodes 650 amino acids. The record is from RefSeq and is a predicted model, not a curated record. The transcript is spliced from 4 exons. Gene Ontology annotation, molecular function: RNA binding; protein binding. Gene Ontology annotation, biological process: RNA modification. Lineage: Eukaryota; Viridiplantae; Streptophyta; Magnoliopsida; Asparagales; Asparagaceae.